ACCUGUGGAAUUGCAAUGAAAAUAUGUAUUGGUUGUAUUUGUUUAUCGAAGAGAACAAGGAAAAAUUUGAAAGCUUAAGUUCGGUAAUGUGCCAGGAAUCAAAGUAUGGUUUAAAUGAAACAAUUAUGAAUAUUUUGGAAGUAGUUCAUCUUGAAAAGCAAAUUAACAAUACCGAAUUGUGUAAUUUUUGUAAUUGCUCAUUAAACCAGGAUAGAAGAUUUGUAGCGGUUGACUGUAGCAACAGGAACCUGACUGCCUUACCUGAAUUGCUUCCGGUAAAAACUCGGCAAGUGUCUCUCAAUAAUAAUCAAAUUACGUCACUAACAAUAAAAGAGUCUGCUUCCCACUGGGAAUACGUAAGAUUUUUAUAUUUAAGUAAUAACCGCAUUUCAUCAUUGCUUUCUUUACAAGAUUUUAAAUUUCACAAGAAUCUUAUUGAACUCAAUCUUAGUAAUAAUAAAUUAAAAGAAGUUCCCAUCUAUCUACUCGAUAAGCUUACUAAAUUGGAAAUCUCCUUGGGAGGAAAUCCAUGGAAGUGUGACUGCAACACGGUCAGGUUUAAAACUUGGUUGCAGGAUAAUUAUCAGAUGGUGGUAGAUAUUGGAGACAUACGUUGUGCACCUGGAGACUUAUCUCAUUCAAAUUCCAUAAUCUACUAUUUGCAGAAGUCGGAUCUGUGCCCGCAGGAACGAGUUAUAGAUUAUUUGGAUAUUCUAAAUGUCGUUAUGGGCAUUCUUAUUGUCGUAAUUAUAUCAAAAGUUACUUACGAUUAUUGGCGACAGAAACGAACGGGUAAACUUCCAAGGUUUUUCAGUUUAAAUUGAUUAGAACUUUGUUAAUAUUUUUGUUUUUGACUUAAAAAUGCUACUGUGCAUUUAAAAUAUAAUUUUGUACAGCAUCCAUUUAAGUUUUGUUGUUAAAAAUUAUGACAAAACAUUGCUGUAAAGAAUAUUGUAGCAAAUUUUUUGAUUGCUACUGAAUUUUAUUAUUGUUUUUUUAAUUUUUAUGUACAAAUUGUUGUUAAGGAAAGUAAUUUGUGCCAUUUUUAUUCAUUUCAAAUCUAUAAUACAAAUUGAAAUGAAAGUUAUUUAACUUGUUAAGUCACUAAAAAAAAAUCAAUAUUUUAAUUGGUACAUCCCAAAAAACAUCAUGAAAAAAUGUCAUUAAAAAUUUUUCUAAUCAUCUUAUAUUAUACUCUGAAUGGACAUUAUAUUUUUGUUUAAUUCAUACUUUAUGAGAAUGGAAAUGAGAAGAGAAGCAAGUAUCUUAUCUGUUUCUAUUGUUCACUUCUCAAGAAUGUUCAUACUUUGAAACAAUGAAAUAAAAUGUGCAAGUGCUUCCAAUGCUCAUCAUUGUGCUACUUUAAAGCACUUGUCAGAGUCAUAAAAGCAUUUACUAUAUUUUAUGGCAUAUAAGAUGCAAUCUUUGACCAAAAAAGCAAAAGAUUCCCUGUCUCUUAUGUGAAAUUGUGAUCUCUGAUAAGCUAAUGAAUUAUCCUGUAUAUAGGAAGAGAGUGUCUCUAGUAGGUUAUAGGUAACUUCUACCUAGCCCAAUUCCUGGAUAAAAAUAUUACUGUUUAAUUAAACUUAUUACACUGAAUAAUUUUUCCUAAAUACUCUGUGCUAAAUGGGGAUGCAUCUUAUAUGCCAUAAUGUACAGUACCUAUUUUCUUAAGCAAUUGUAAAAUGUUUUAUUAGAAACGCACAUUUUUCAAAAACAAAAUGAAGAAUUUUACAAACAAAAGGAAACUAGGGAAGAUAGUCUGAAGUACAUUUUUUAUAUAUAAAUUUUAAAUUAAUACAGGCCCAUGAGAAAAUGGAUGGUUACAAAUAGACAUUAUUAACUUUAGAAUAUUUAUUAACACGUUUUCACAUACAAAAUUUCAAACAACAUAGUCUGCCAUUUAUGUUUUGAAGAUGAUAUCACUCCAGUAAUUGAUUCACUCUCACACAAUUCAUUUUUGAAGUAUAAUUUCAAUGUUUUAAUAAAAGAAAUAAUUUCAAUAUUUUGUGAACAAAGCAUAUGGUAUGUGAAGAUUGUCUACAAAAUACUGAAACUUUAAAGGUAAUUUGUCACGUAGUUAACAACAUACCAAGAAUAUAUUGCACUACUUUAGGCACAACAUACUUUGAAAAUGAAGUGUGUAUCAAUGGAACUCACUGGAGUGAUGUUGACUUCAAAACACAAAUGGCAAACUAUGUUGUUUGAAAUCUUGUAUACAAAAACUUAGUUAUUAAAUUUUUAAUACUUAUAAAGGUCUGUUUAUAAUCACCUGUUUUACUGCCAGACCUUGUAUUCCAAUUUUGAAGCUUAAUAAGUCACUCAAAAUAUAUAAAUAGUGUAUAAAAGUAUCAAUUAACAUUUCUUGGUUACUUUGAUUAAAAACACAAAGAAUUGUUGGAAUAUUUUACUAUUUAGUAUGUUAAGAGAAAUGCAUGGAGUAUAGCAAAAUAAACUGACUUAGUGUCUCUCGCUCUCAUAUCUUUGUGGUUGUACUUAAUACGAAUCAAACUUGAGGAUUUUUCAGACCUACAUUCUACAUGAUAUUAACUGAAAGAAAUGAGAUUUUAUAUUUAAAAUUAAACUGAAUAACCAACUUCCUCACAAGGUUGUAAAACUUCAAUUUAAUUCCAAAUUGGUCUCAAUGUCAAAAUCAUUUUAAAUACAUAAUUACUUAUGUAAACUCAUUAUAUAUAGAAAAUAUAUUCUAUAAUGUUGAUUCUAUAUUCUUCAAAUUGUGUUGUGAAAUGAUGUUAUAGUUGUUCAAAUGAUUAUGUACAGUACAUGUAUAAAGUGGUAAUUUUUACAUCAUGUUUUAAUAUAAAGAUUUCAGAUCCCUUAAUCCACAGUUUAAUUAAAUCAAGAAAUGUCGGUACUUAAUGUUUAAUAAUCUUAA
Molecule: messenger RNA, 2896 nt
Organism: Centruroides sculpturatus (bark scorpion)
Lineage: Eukaryota; Metazoa; Arthropoda; Arachnida; Scorpiones; Buthidae
Product: protein halfway-like
Exons: 1
Coding region: 24-824 (266 amino acids)
Molecular function (GO): protein binding
Source: RefSeq, a predicted model, not a curated record